GGUGAAAGGGACGGAGCCUGAAGGUGGGUUUGUUGUGGCCCUGGUGAUGGUGGGAUGACUGUCCAGCACUCGUCUCACUCUCUUUUACUCUGCUUCCUGCUGCUGCUGCUGCUAAUACACCAUCCCGCUCUUUCUGGCAGUAAGUGGGAACUGCUGAGGAGCAAUACUGUCCUGCCAGCAGUGUUGCCAUUGAGAGCCCAGGAAGGCUAAUACAUGGGAGUAGACAAGCGCGUGUAGCCAAGAUAUCAACAUGCUUCGCUCGUUGGCCCACGUUUGACGUUCCCAAGUCGAGUUUCGCUUGGGAAUGGGAAAGAGAAGACUUCACAAGGGCUUCAAAAAUCUCUGUGUAGUGCCGGCUGGCGUGGUGUGGGUGCAGGCAGGGCAGCGGGAGCAGUAGUAACGGCAGCCACAACAGCAACGAGGAAACCACAGCCAUGAAUGGAUCUGUAGGAGAACGCGUGGCCAUCUUGGACGCCGGAGCCCAGUAUGGCAAAGUCAUUGACCGUCGCGUUCGGGAACUCAACGUUGAGACUGAUAUCCUCCCUCUUGACACUCCAGCUUAUACUCUUAAGGAAAAGGGAUAUAGAGCUAUAAUAAUAUCCGGGGGACCAAGCUCAGUGUACGCAGAAGAUGCUCCCCGCUACGACUCUGACAUUUUCAAAAUAAAUGUACCUGUAUUAGGAAUCUGCUAUGGGAUGCAGCUUAUAAAUAAGGAGUUUGGUGGAACAGUAUUAAGAAAAGCAACAAGAGAGGACGGCCAGUAUACCAUAGAAGUCGAUAAUUUUUGUCAUAUAUUCAAGUAUAUGGGGGUCAAACAAAAUGUACUGCUCACCCAUGGAGAUAGUAUAGACAAGGUAGCAGAUGGGUUCAAAGUUGUGGCCACAUCGGGAAACAUCAUCGCUGCCAUUGCAAACGACAAGCUUCGCCUCUAUGGGGUUCAGUUUCAUCCUGAGGUUGAUCUGACAGAGCAAGGGGUGACGAUGAUGAGGAACUUCCUCUAUGAAAUCAGUGGCCUCUCAGGGACUUACACGCUUCAAAACCGAGAACUUCAGUGUAUAAAUUAUAUCAAAGAACACGUUGGCUCAAAUAAAGUCUUGAUGUUGGUAAGUGGCGGUGUAGAUUCAACAGUGUGUGCCGCUCUCCUUCACAAAGCUCUGUCAGAGGAGCAAGUGAUAGCUGUUCACAUAGAUAAUGGCUUCAUGAGGAAGAACGAGUCUUUGCAAGUGGAGCAGUCACUCAGAAAACUUGGCCUUAAACUCAGAGUGAUCAAUGCAAGACAUCAGUUCUAUGAUGGAGUAACGAGUAUACCCGUGGACAGCUCUGACCCCAUGGGUAGGAAACGCGUUACCAACCUGUUGUGUAUGACUUUCGCCCCGGAGGAGAAGCGCAAAAUUGUUGGAGAUACUUUUAUCAAGGUUGCCAAUGAGGUGAUUGCCGAGAUGAAUCUAAGAACGGAGGAGGUAAUGUUGGGUCAGGGCACAUUGAGACCAGAUCUCAUUGAGUCUGCAUCUUCGAUGGUCUCGGGUAAUGCUCAGAACAUCAAGACUCACCACAAUGACACUGAUCUUGUCCGGCUCCUCAGGGCACAAGGCAGAGUAGUUGAACCACUGAAGGAUUUCCACAAAGAUGAGGUCCGACAUAUUGGUCGAGAUUUGGGACUUUUAGAAGAAUUUGUUCAACGCCACCCUUUCCCGGGUCCGGGCCUCGCCAUUCGAGUAUUAUGCGCAGACGAUGCCUAUAUGGAGAGGGACUUCUCUGAAACUCAAGUUGUUUUAAAAGUUAUUGUAGAUUAUGCAGCUAGUGUUUUAAAGAAACAUGCACUCUUAAAUCGGAUAGAAAACUGUACGAGUGAGGAGGAACGGCAAGAACUACACCGAAUUUCUCUGAGUCAGACGUUAUAUGCUACGCUCAUACCUGUCAAGUCUGUUGGUGUCCAGGGAGACUGCCGUAGUUACAGCUAUGUGUCUGGGCUUUCCUGCGACUCUGAGCCAGUGUGGGAAGAUUUGGUCAUACUGGCGCGGCUUAUACCAAAAAUCUGCCAUAACAUUAAUCGAGUCUGCUUUAUAUUUGGUGGUGCUGUUAAGGAUCUCGUGCAGGAUGUCACUCAAACUAAUUUAACCCCUGGAGUUCUAGCCACAUUACAACAAGCUGACUUCUUGGCGAAUCAGGUACUGGCGGAAUCUGGAUUCACGGAGAAGUUAGCACAGAUGCCCAUAGUAUUAAUACCAGUACACUUUGAUCGGGACCCAGUUGCACGUUUACCCUCCUGCCAGCGGUCUGUGGUCCUGAGACCCUUCAUAACACAUGACUUCAUGACUGGUAUACCUGCACUGCCAGGCAAACACAUCCCAGUUGAGCUGGUAAACAAAAUGGUUGCAGAAAUUCUUGGAGUCCCCGGGAUAAGUCGUGUUCUGUACGACUUAACCUCCAAACCACCGGGAACAACUGAAUGGGAGUGACCAAUCUAGUACCCGUUAUCAGCCAAUAUUGAAUAGCUGAAGAUAAGAGGACAAUGAAGGAUAUUGUCCUUCCUGUUAAAAAAUCCAUUGGAUGCCUUGGAUGAGUGGAAGAUUGAUUAGAGGCCAAGGUGAACUCAACCAUAACUCAGGUCAGGAUGAGAGCAAAUCCAGCAAUGCUGAGACACGACAGUGUGCAGCAACUUGUGAAUCCGCUCAGUAGUUGACUCUGCCAUAAGUGGAAAGGUAAAGGAAACUGGAUUCUGUGUUUGGCACUUAAAAAGACAUGAAAAGUAUUUUAUCCUUUGAUAAUUUUUUCAGUGACCCAUAUUAGAGAGUUUAUCCAUUAACUGAACAGUGUAUGCCAUGGACAAACAACUCCAACUUCAUCAGUGCUUAGCCUCGGACAGUUCUGUGUACACUACCGGGCAUAUUCCUUGCUGCUCGGCUUUCAUUACUCGCUACCAAUUAUUUACCGCACACAAACUUCGUUCCUUUGCUAACGAUUUAGUACUGAUGAAUCUUUGUAUGUUGGGGCAGAUAUGGAGAGAGGGAGGUUGAGGGGGGGGAGGGAAAUGGUUGGAGUAUGUACUGAAUAGUAGUGCUGGAGGAUACUGGUAGCUCAAUAUAGCUGUGAUGAUGUGGUCAGUUGCCAUCAAGCAUGAAGCAGGUGCUGGGGGAGUACAAGUGAGUUGUCUACCAAGUCAUGCAAGAAACCAAAUUAUUAUUUGUUAGUACAGCAGUCACCAGUUUAUGGAUGAGUUGUGUUGACAUUGUUUCAACUUACAAAUGAGUUGUACUCUUGGUGUUUGAAUUAAUGAAUGAGUUGUACUCUUGGUGUUUGGAUUAAUGAAUGAAUUGUACUCUUGGUGUUUGGAUUAAUGAAUGGGUUGCACUCCUGGUGUUUCAACUUAGGAUUGAGUUGCACUCCUGGUGUUUUCAAUUAGAGUUGAGUUACACUGUUGGUGUUUCAAUUUAGGGUUGAGUUACACUUUUGUGUUUCAAUUUAGGGUUGAGUUACACUCCUGGCAUUUGAACUUAGGAUUGAGUUACACUCCUGGCGUUUGAACUUAGGAUUGAGUUACACUCCUGGCGUUUGAACUUGGAUGGAGUUACACUCCUGGAGUUUGAACUUAGGAUUGAGCUACACUCCUGGCAUUUGAACUUAGGAUUGAGCUACACUCCUGGUGUCUCAACUUAGGAUUGAGUUGCACUCCUGGUGUCUCAACUUAGGAUCGAGUUGCACUCCUGGUGUCUCAACUUAGGAUUGAGUUGCACUCCUGGUGUCUCAACUUAGGAUCAAGUUGCACUCCUGGUGUCUCAACUUAGGAUCAAGUUGCACUCCUGGUGUCUCAACUUAGGAUCGAGUUGCACUCCUGGUGUCUCAACUUAGGAUCAAGUUGCACUCCUGGUGUCUCAACUUAGGAUUGAGUUGCACUCCUGGUGUCUCAACUUAGGAUUGAGUUGCACUCCUGGUGUCUCAACUUAGGAUUGAGUUGCACUCCUGGUGUCUCAACUUAGGAUUGAGUUGCACUCCUGGUGUCUCAACUUAGGAUUGAGUUGCACUCCUGGUGUCUCAACUUAGGAUCAAGUUGCACUCCUGGUGUCUCAACUUAGGAUCAAGUUGCACUCCUGGUGUUUCAACUUAGGAUCGAGUUGCACUCCUGGUGUCUCAACUUAGGAUUGAGUUGCACUCCUGGUGUCUCAACUUAGGAUUGAGUUGCACUCCUGGUGUCUCAACUUAGGAUUGAGUUGCACUCCUGGUGUCUCAACUUAGGAUCAAGUUGCACUCCUGGUGUCUCAACUUAGGAUCAAGUUU
Messenger RNA from Cherax quadricarinatus, 4275 nucleotides. RefSeq names its product GMP synthase burgundy (gene bur). Lineage: Eukaryota; Metazoa; Arthropoda; Malacostraca; Decapoda; Parastacidae. Gene Ontology annotation, biological process: GMP biosynthetic process. The record is from RefSeq and is a predicted model, not a curated record. Gene Ontology annotation, cellular component: cytosol. Gene Ontology annotation, molecular function: GMP synthase (glutamine-hydrolyzing) activity; GMP synthase activity; ATP binding.